This is a messenger RNA of Pseudoliparis swirei, 4853 nucleotides long. RefSeq lists its product as uncharacterized. The transcript is spliced from 13 exons. Gene Ontology annotation, biological process: microtubule-based movement. Bases 10 to 4122 code for a protein of 1370 amino acids. Gene Ontology annotation, molecular function: ATP binding; microtubule binding; microtubule motor activity. NCBI's taxonomy places the organism in Eukaryota, Metazoa, Chordata, Actinopteri, Perciformes, Liparidae. The record is from RefSeq and is a predicted model, not a curated record.
UGUGAAACCAUGGAUCAUCAUCUAAAGCUAUUUUCUUGUCUAGAAGAUACUGUUCAUGUCUGCGCAAGUCGUUAUAGAAAUAAUGUAGCAGAUCAGGGCAAAGAAUCAGCCAUACCUGUGCAGCUUGACACUGUAAGUGGCUGCAAAGGGAAAAACAACCACAGGCCGGAUUUCCAUAGUAGUUUUAGCAACAAACUGCUUGGGCACAAAGUUAGAAAAGGAAUUUCUAGGAAGGAAAAACUCUUUUGCAAAAUAAACAGUAACAUGGCUACUGAACACAUGGCUAAGCCAACACCUGUUUAUGAAUCGAAGAGAACAGCUGGCUACAACUAUGGACUACCACUGAGUUCCCCUCCUGCUCCAAACAAAAAGCAACCAGGCGGGCAACGGAUCAGUGUGUGUCUGAGGAAAAGACCUCUGAUGCACACAGAGUGCAGAAGAGGAGAGGCAGAUGUUGUAACAACUCCGAGUGGAGAGUGUGUGAUCGUCCAUGAAAGUAAAGAGGCUGUGGAUCUCUCACAGUACACACUACAGCACAGGUUCUACUUUGACCAGGUUUUUGGGGAGGAGAGCUCCAACGAAGAGGUGUAUCAAAGAACAGCAUAUCCUCUGGUGCAGCACAUGCUCAAUGGAGGCAAGGCCACCUGCUUUGCAUUUGGCCAAACAGGUGCGGGGAAGACUCACACCAUGCUGGGUUCUCCUUUGAGACCAGGGUUGUAUGCACUGGCAGUCCUGGACAUCUUUGCGUACCUCUCCACCACUCCCAUGCACUCACCCUUGUUGGUGUAUGUGAGUUUCUUUGAGAUCUACUGUGGUCAGCUGUAUGACCUGUUGGACCACAGAAAAAGAUUGUUUGCCAGGGAGGAUGGACAAAAGGUGGUCCACAUUGUUGGGCUGCGUGAUAUCAGAGUGGACUCAGUCAGAUCACUAUUGGAGGUGAUUUCACGGGGUACAGAAGAGCGCACACAAGGAAUGAGUGGCGUGAAUCCCCUCUCCUCUCGUUCCCAUGCCUUGCUUCAGAUUCAGCUGAGAGAUACAAACCAGCAGAUUGCUGGUAGAAUGUGGUUUGUGGACCUAGCAGGAAGUGAGAGGGCAUCAGAUACCAAAGAACCAAAUAGGCAGAGUCGUAUGGAGGGAGCUGAGAUCAACCAGAGUCUGUUGGCUCUUAAAGAGUGUAUCCGGUCCCUUGAUCAAGAGCAGUCGCACACACCUUUCAGACAAAGCAAACUCACUCAGGUUUUGAAAGACUCGUUUGUUGGAGACUCAAUGACAUGCAUGAUUGCCAACAUUUCACCUGGUCACUUGGCAACUGAGCACACACUAAAUACCCUGAGAUACGCCGACCGGGUGAAGGAGUUGAAGGGACAAAUAGGGCUGAGAGGUGGAAGAAGAAACAAGACAAUACACGACUCCCCCAAACAAAACCUGUCCAACAGCAGCAGCAGCAGUAGCAGCCGAGGCAACAUUGUUGGCACAAGAGGGAAAAGUCCUACUAAAAAGCCAAAGUUAGGGCAACAAAGAGAGGAUUUUGGUUUCACCACACCUACCACGAGAUUAACCACGGGGGGUUCAAUUAUCUGCUCCAUACCCAAAAACAGCAGAUGGGGAGAGGAAACAAAUCCAAGCACAAGAAAGGGGAUCGGACUUGAACACAUUACACCAGUCAGAGGUUUGGGUAUAGGUGAUACUAGGAAGAGAACAGGUGGGAGGGAAGGUAGAAUAAGAAAAGGGUAUGGAGUAACUGACAGUGAAUUCAACCACAGAGAAAAAGAGAAUCAGAAAAGCACUUUGAAAGAGGGAAGAAAAGAGGAGAGAAGAUGGAUAGAGCAGGAAAGACAAGUGGAAAGUAGUAGAGACACAAGUAGUGAAGUAGAAAGGUCACAUAAAAGAGAUGUACAAAAAGAUGAUGAAAGGAAUAAGGAGAGGGAGAGGCAUCUUAGACAGUAUCAUCAGCAGCUGCAGCAGUUUAUGCCUUCAUCAGCUUCUUCAUCUGUCCAUCUCUUCUCACCCUCUACAUGUCUCUCUUUUUCUUCUUCCAUCCAGACCUCUCUCUCUUCUUCUGUCCCUCCAUCUUCCAGUUCUUCUCUCCAAAACACUUCCUGCUCCUCCGUUUCUGACUGUAUACAGCAUGGUUUGGGAGAGAAUUUAGAUGCAUGCAGAGCUAGGGUUGACGUUAGGGCUGAUAACAACAGUAACAAGUUGUCGUUCUUCCCCCGUGGAGACAUUUGCUUACGAACUGAAACCUCUCCAAGCUACAGUAAACAUAAGGAUGAGAUUGGUCACGGUGGCUCAGGUGGUGUUAGUGAAAAGUGGACGAUAUCUAGGGAGGGAGGAGAAGCAAUAUUUGGACAAGACAGAGGUACACAUGAGAAGAAGUCACAUAAGGAAACAGGGGAAGGAGAUGUAAGAGUAAGGAGGGAAGAGUGGAGGCCAGCUGGGAUGGAAGGAGGAAAAGAAAGGGGGUGGGCUACAACAUCAGAGACAGAGCAUGUGAACAGGAUGACAGGGGCAAUACCAGCUGAUGUAGAGCCCUUAGUUGUGUAUAACUGUGUCUCAGAAGACAGCAGAUAUGCGGGUGGGGAAGAAACAGAUACCUCUGAUGACCCACGUGAUGGAGUGUGGAGUACUGAAGAGCGAGAAGAAGUUGAUGGCUAUGGUUUACUGUCCAACCACAGCGGCAUUGACAGCAACAGCCUCUUUAACCACCCUCCUGCUGAGUCAUCCCAUCAACGAGCUCCAGCUGAACGACCCCUCUCCCCAGCCUGUGAACACGCCACCCUGACCCCUAAUAAACUCAGUGAUCUCACCCGUAAGUUUAAACAUACCAGAUACCCCUCAAACAUCGCACCUCUGCCAUUGAAAAAUGCUCAAAGGGAAAUGCCACCAAGCAGCUAUAAAGAGAAGCAACCAGGGUUUGCUGCUCUCGUCAAUAGAACACACUUUUCAAAUUCUCAUUGGGCCAUACUGCCUCUCACUACUCCCAUCACACGCAGUGGUUGUAAAAUACCUGCGAAAUCCCUUAACAUAUUAUCUGAAAGUCCAGCUUACCCAAUGGAACACAGCCAUCCAGAGGUUAGAGCCAAAGGGUCUGUUUUGCCUCAUGAGGUGACGGCAGAUUCUCUCAGUUACAUCAUAGACCCCAUUAGCAUCUCCCUGCUUCAAGGGGACCGACAGACCGCCACAGCCCCGUUUCUCCAAGGGGAACAGAAAAAAACCUCAUUGUGUCCGCUUGAAAUUGAAAGAGCAGGGGAAAUUGUCGUGGACGAGGACGUGGAAUUUCGCUUGUCUUUUUUGGAGCUGCCAAAGUCAAAGACUGCCUGCCCUCUCAUCUCUGACACCAUGACAGCUGCAAAUUACACUGAGCAAAUAAAAGGUAUGAUGAAGCCUCCUAUCCCUGAGGUUAUCCUGGUCUCUCUCCGGGACCAAGAGAACAAUCAGAAACCCCAAACUACACCAGCUAUUGAGGUCCUGGGCUACAUACCUCCUACAUCCCCACUUAAAACCUCUACAUGUGGUUCUACAGAAACUUCUAUCAUGCAUUCCAUCUCAUCCUCUGCCCAGCCAUCUGGAAACACUAGUUCACCCAACUCACACAAUCUAAUGACAUAUUCUGGUGCCACCCAUGUGCCACCAGAAUAUUCACGCUAUAUGCUCAGCAAGCUUGCUUUUUCCAUUUCAACACCACAGUCAGACAGUGUUUUGGGCCAGUUGAACACAGUGCCAAAGCAAUGUCAUACAGGACAUUCAAAUCAUCCGACCAAUACAAACAUCUCACUCCAAAAGAACUGUCAAGAGACCGCCAGCAAUUACACAAUUACACCCAUCACCAAUCUGUCUACAUUGGAAGAUUUGGACCCCAGGCAGUGGUGUGUUGUGCAGGCGCAUUUGGAGCAGCUAGAAGAGAUGGAGGCUUUAUGUUGUAAAGAGGGGACUCUUCUGUGCCAGCAACCUGAUAUGGCAUUUGGAGAGUAUGUGCACAAACUGGUGGAUAUCAUGGAGAGAAAGGCCCGCUGUGUCCAGAGCAUGAUAGCUCAGCUGCAGCCAUACCUUAAGCCGAGUAAUACUAACCAGCCACACAACGGGGAAGAAGAUCAUCAGUAUUCAACUAAUCUAAUUAAUUAAGUUGAUAAGCAAUAAGAGAAUAUUUGUAUUUGUAUGUGUCGCCUACACCUUAAAGAAAUGGCAGGUAUGCAAAGCUGUGACGUUUAUAAGUGCACAAUAUAUUUUUCACUGACAACACUAUAUACAAUAUCUGACUGUCAAUAUUAGUAUUGCUAUUUUUUCCUCUUCGAUCCUCAGAUAAUUUAUUAGUAUUAGAUUAUGAUAUUCUUACAUAUUUAGUUUUUGAAUAAUAAUUUAUCAGGUUCAUUUUAAAAUGGAGAUGUGGAAACUUCGAUCAGUGUUAUUUAAGAAAGCAAGUUCUAAGUUUGAAUUGCUGCUAUUUAUGUAGCCUACUUUUCAUUUAACCUAAUCCAACAGGUUUAUUCUUUUCCAAACCCAUUCUUGGAACAAUCUUGGCAUUUUCUCCUUGUAUCAGACUGAUAAUAAUGUAUCUGCUUUGCUCUUUCCUUUUCUUGGUCUUAAAAAAGUACUGAUCUUGAGUUGUCCCCCCAUGAAAACAGAGCACAUGAUAACAUUCUGUUGAAACUUGAGCUCAGGUUGUCUACUGAACUAUUUACUGAGUGACAAGUGUAAUGCUAUUUUAUUUCAUGUUUAGAAAUCAUAUGCUUUUUGUUUUCUAAAGUAAUUGGAUAUUUGGUGUCUUAUUUGUUUUUCAGCUCAGGCGUUGAGGGUAUUUGUUUUUGGAACAAAGUUCUAAGAGUUUAAGAUUGAAUAAUAAUGAUACAACGUUG